UUCAGUUGGUGUUUGUGUGUAUCUAUCACCACAAGUGGUGCGAAGCAGAGCGCUGCAACUAAAGCAGGAGGUCCCCCACCACCCAAACAACCAAAGCUGGACUUCGGUGCAAAACCAAUUUAGGAUUAAAUUCCAACUCCCAUCAUUGAUCUGACCCCAAGCAUGGCCGGUUGUUUGAACACAGCAGACGUACGGGUGAAGGAUGAAACGGACGUUUUUGUGAAACGACUCAAAGAGGGUCCAGAUUUGAGAGUCAACAAGAGCAUUGCAAGGUUCUUUAGUCUGGCUUCCUCGGACCACCUGAGACAACUCUACGAAAAGCGGAAAAUGCAAGCAGACGAUGAAGGAUGUUUCAUCAGGGGCAUGACAGGAGUGGUGGUCAAAGUGAGGUCGGGUCCUGAAGUGACCGGCCUUGGAGCGCUGGGCAUUGCGUUGUACAUCGACAACUGUGCCUCCAGUCCACCAGAAGAUAGCACGAAGGAAGCUCUGCGGUGUGUGUUUGCUGAAAAUACGGAGAUGUCCAAUCUGAUCGUCAACUGCCUCUUACAUUGUGUUCUUUUCGCUACGGAAAAACACAAUCUGAGGGGUAAAAUUGAUCAGAGUGAAGGCCAGCUGAGCACCACCCUCACCAGGCUGAAAAACUCCAUAGUGAGCGACGGGCACAUGUCGCCUGAGGCACUGAAGGCCUGGGUGAACGGGGCAGCAUUCCACAUCCAGAUGUUGAUUCACCUGGUGAGAAUGGGAGGGAAUCAAACCUGCCACUCGAUAGAGACUGUCCUCUCAGCUUACCAGAGCGACCUGGACCCGCUGUUCAAAAAGCUCAAGGAGGUGAUAGAAGCCAAGUGCCACAUGGCUCCUGAUGCAACAUUUCUAGUGGAUGAAAAUUCAAAAAAGCAUGCUAUAAACCCUCAAGGCAACUAUGACAAAUAUCUUGAGGUCUAUUAUAAUCACAGGUAUGGGAGGCAGAAGGGUGAGAUCCUGCAGUACUUUCAUGACAUUAGACAGAACCUGCAGGAGCUGGUCGAUCAGAAAGGCUUCUUUCAUUUCUAAAGGGAGAUUGAUGUAAAGAGAUACACCAUGUGGCCAGAAAAAUAUGUUUCAUCUUAUCUUGUUUUAUCGAUGUCUUGCAUAGAUUGGACAUAUGAAAGGUGGUAUCAUCAUAGCCUGCUGUUAGUUUUGACAUAUUGGGGUUUACACAAAGAAUCAUUUCAGCCUUGAUGCUCUUUUCAUUCCUCUUGUUCUUGAUUGAGACUUUUUUUUCUCUGGGUUGCAUUGACUCGUAUUAUUAAAGUCUUUUGAUUCAAAGUUUUCCAAGCCUUGAUAGUGUUUGACUCGUCUGAGUCUUGCAGGUCUUUGUCAGGACAUGUCCACUCCGAGUCAAAACGACACUGACAAACUAAAGUCUUUAACUCCUGUUUUUCUCAAGGGUGUUGUGGGAGCCUAAAUGAGUCUACAUCAUUGUUAAGCACCUUUUGCUCAUCACUUAUUGUAAUACCAUCACGUAUAAAUAUUAUUCACUGAUUUAUAGAGGUCUACUCGACCUACCAGCGUAAGUCAAUGCAAGAAACUAAUUUUAGGCCCCAUGGCAUCACAUGAAGUUGAAAUUCCAAGAUCUCUUCCUAAAUAUAAAUAUAAGUAGUCAGCUGUAGGUACUUGUACUUUACUUAAGUAUUUUCAUGUUAUGGUCCUUUAUACUUUAACUUCACUACAUUUUGUUGGCAAAUGUUGUACUUUUUACUCCACUCUAUUUAUUUAACAUAUUUAGUUACCAGUUACUUUGCAGAUUUAGGUUACUAAUAGAAAAUAUAAAUCAUCACACAUUAUAAUUAUAGGUUAAACUACCCAGAAGUUCCCUCGAAUAGACCCCACCUUUACCAAGUAACACAGUGAUAAACAAAUUACUGCACAUAUCCUUUUGAUAAAAUGUAUAGAAUAGUUGUAUUCUUUUGUCUUCUUGUCUUGUAUUGUAUUGUAUUGUAUCUGCUGCUUAAAGUUUGGUUUUACUUUUGGUGCUUAAAGUAUUUCUUAAUGUUAAUGCUUUGAAACUUUUACUUAAGUCCAAUUCUGAAUGCAGGACUUUUACUUGUAACUGUGUACACACAAAGAGACAGAGAGACAGGGGAGCCGGUUUUUAAAUGCAAGUGCCACAAGAAAAAUUCCUUCCAGCCAGUAUUCGCAGUAAUCGCAUCAACCCAUCCAAGCAUAGAGGCAUCUAGUAUUUCUGUAUGCCAACCAGCACUAAAUACUUUUAUCUAAAGGCCUUUAUUUAUUUGAUUUGUUUGCUGUGGUUUUGUGUUGAGUUGUUCAUUUUAAGGUUUGAUUAAAUGUAAAAAAAAUAGUAACUGUGUAAGUUUUUUUGGAAUAAAAACUGCAUAAAAAUAAGGCUUUUGCAUACCAACACACAAACCAUUUAUAAUUGCUAAAUUAGGCUAAACUAGAAGGCUCCAGUGGGUACUAAAUGGAGAGCUGUUUGGGAGCCGUAAGAGCUGGCUCUUCUAAGGGAGCCGAUCCUAAAGAACCAAAUCUCUGAAAAGAGCCGGAAUACCCAUCACUAGUUUUUACACUGCACGAUUGCUACUUGUACUUUAGUAAAUCUUUGCAGGUCUGCAAGUAGUUCUAUUUCACAUACAGUAGUUUAAUAUAGCCCUAUAUAUGUCAUUUUGGCCUCUGUCACUUACGUAUGAGGACAUGUUACACUUACAUAACCGGGGGUUGAUAAACAAUAUACAUUACCUAGCCAACCAAUUCAUACAUUUGUAAUGUAAUCUAAACAUAAAAUGAAUCUUAGUAGUUGAUGUCUCUUUGUAGUUAAUGUACUUGCAUGAUUCUUGCAGUUUCUGCGCUGUAUCCACAUGGUUGAAUGUUCUUAUAAAAGUCAAUAAAUACAUCUUUUUCCUGUG
Messenger RNA from Eleginops maclovinus (Patagonian blennie), 2900 nucleotides. RefSeq lists its product as uncharacterized. The record is from RefSeq and is a predicted model, not a curated record. Bases 163 to 1050 code for a protein of 295 amino acids. The transcript has 3 exons. NCBI's taxonomy places the organism in Eukaryota, Metazoa, Chordata, Actinopteri, Perciformes, Eleginopidae.